Penicillium cosmopolitanum is the source of this 1593-nucleotide messenger RNA. RefSeq names its product flavin-containing monooxygenase. The record is from RefSeq and is a predicted model, not a curated record. Lineage: Eukaryota; Fungi; Ascomycota; Eurotiomycetes; Eurotiales; Aspergillaceae. The coding region runs from base 1 to 1593 and encodes 530 amino acids. The transcript is spliced from 2 exons.
AUGGGAGAAUCGAUUGAGGAUCUCACAAUUCCAAAAGAUAGGGUCACUCUGGACGCUGACGUUUUGGUUAUCGGAGCAGGGUUGGCAGGAAUUUACACUGCGAUAUCCAUGAAACGUCUCGGAUUGCGAGUCAAAGUCAUUGAACGUGCGCCCGAGGUAGGAGGAGUCUGGUACUGGAACAAGUACCCAGGGGCCCGGUUCGACUCUGAAAGCUACACCUAUAUGUUUACCUUUUCGAAAGAGCUGCUCGACGAAUGGAAUUGGAAAGAGCAUUUCUCUGCGCAGGCAGACACAUUGAAGUAUAUCAACUACAUUGUGGAUAGAUUUGAUAUUCGCUCAAACUUCCAGCUCGAAACAGAAGUGAAAUCCGCUCGCUACAAUAGCGCGACGCGGUCAUGGACCUUAACCGACUCCAACAAAAGGACAUACACGUCGAAAUUUCUGAUCAAUUGCCUAGGUCCUCUUACCACACCCACUCUUCCAGAUAUUCCUGAUGGCCAUGUCUCCCUGACUGGGAAGCGAGUCGGCGUCAUCGGUACAGGUGCAACCGGCAUCCAAACCAUCCAGGAAGUUGCAAAGACGGCAAAAAAACUGACAGUGUUUCAACGAACCGCAAAUUGGACGGCUCCGCUUCGAAAUAGCAACAUCGAUCAGGCAGAGAUGGAAUCGAUUCGCGAGCGAUAUCCUGAUAUAAUCAGAGCCUGCAAGUCAAGCCCGAUGGGCUUUAUGUAUCAACCAGACCCUCGUGAAGCUUUAAAGUUGUCAAGAGAGGAGCGUGAGGCUUUAUGGGAGGGUCAAUACAAUCAAAGAGGAUUGGUCAAAUGGGUUGGGAACUUCAAAGAUACCUUUACCAGCCAGGAAGCCAACGAUCUUUACAGUGAAUGGAUGUCUAAGAAGAUCCGGGCUCGGGUAUCCGACCCGAAUGUUGCAAAAAAGCUUAUUCCAAAGAGCCAUGGCUUCGGAACGCGAAGGGUUCCCUUGGAAAAUGGGUACUAUGAGCUUUUCAAUGAGCCACACGUGAAGCUAGUUGAUCUUUACGACACACCCAUUGAGCGUAUUACAGAGACCAGCGUGAAAACCACAACCGAAAAUUUUGAACUCGAUGUUCUGAUCUACGCAACAGGAUUUGAUGCGCUUACUGGAUCUUACGAGGAGAUCGAAUACUUCGGAGAAGAAGGGCUGAGCCUCAAGAAAUGUUGGGAGCGUGGCCCCAGAACCUAUCUUGGCUUCGCCGUCCCGGGAUUCCCAAAUAUGUUCAAUAUUCUGGGCCCUCACCAAGCGACUGGAAAUAUUCCUCAUGUAAUUGAAUAUGCCGUUGAAUGGGUUUCGACGUUCAUAAAAUAUCUACAGAAGCAUGACCUCACCUAUGUCAACCCCAACGCUGAGGGUGAAGAGAAAUGGACCCAACAUGUUUAUGAUUGCACCAAAACACCCCUCUCUGCGAAAGUCAACUCCUGGAUGACGGGAUAUAACUCAAACCGCCCCGGGAAGAGCCAAAGAAGAGUGAUUCGUUACUUUGGCAACAAUAUCGAAUUCCGUCGCCGUUGUGAAGAGGUCGCAGCGAACGGUUACGAGAAUUUUGACAUGAAAUGA